Messenger RNA from Elaeis guineensis (African oil palm), 746 nucleotides. RefSeq names its product 2-hydroxy-palmitic acid dioxygenase MPO1-like. NCBI's taxonomy places the organism in Eukaryota, Viridiplantae, Streptophyta, Magnoliopsida, Arecales, Arecaceae. Gene Ontology annotation, biological process: sphingoid catabolic process. The record is from RefSeq and is a predicted model, not a curated record. Gene Ontology annotation, cellular component: endoplasmic reticulum.
CUGAAUCGAUCCCAGUAGUCUCCAUGGGGAAGGGAUUGUUCGAUCUGGAGAAGCAUUUCGCCUUCUACGGAGCGUAUCACAGCAACCCGGUGAACGUCCUCAUCCACAUGCUCUUCGUCUGGCCUAUCUUCUAUACCACUCUCCUUCUCUUCCACUUUGCUCCCCUCCCCUUCGCCGAUGGUGGUCUCGCCUCCGUCUUCGCCCUCAUCUAUGCUCUCUUCUACCUCCUCAUGGACCCCAAGGCCGGAUCUCUCGCUGCCCUCCUCUGCUUCCUCUGCUGGCUCGGCAGCGCCUCCCUCGCCGCCCGCCUUGGCUUCUCGCUCGCUUGGAAGGUUGUUCUGGCAGCUCAGUUGUUUAGCUGGACCGGACAAUUUAUAGGCCAUGGAGUGUGUGAGAAGCGAGCACCAGCUCUUAUGGACAAUCUUUCUCAAGCUUUUUUGAUGGCCCCAUUCUUUGUUUUGCUGGAGGCACUUAACUUUUUCGGGUAUGAACCAUAUCCUGGCUUCCAUGCCGAUGUAAGUGCAAAGAUUGAGGCUGCUCGAAAGGAAUGGCAGGCCAACAAGCAGAAGAAAAGUUCUAAAUCACGUUACCACCAUUUUCUUCCUGGAUCUGGUUGUCAUCAGUUAUUAGACUCGUGCGGUUAGUGUCGUUGCCAUAAUUAAACAGCACCACAGCUUUCGUGUCAUAUGCUUUGCAUCAUCAUUGUGAAUAUGUCACAAAAAUCAUGAAUUCUCAAAAACUAAUGA